AUGAUAAUCGAUUUUAUCGAUUUACAGUGGGACAGCUGUGCUUUACCAGAGUCGCAGGAUUAUUCUCACUGUCGAUGCGCUUUAGCCUUUGUCUACCAGGCGAUUGCCGUUGUCGACAAGUACUAUCGAAUGGAUAAAAUCACUGAUAUUCAGCUGAAAUUUGAUACAGCACGUUUCCGCUGCAAAACCUUGUGCAAUCUUAAUCGUAUAAGGACAGAUAGAUACGAGACGAGGACGCAGCUGGAUGUAUUUGAAUCACUUAUGAAGAAAGCGGCGAGCGGUGGCGAAAUACUUGAAGACCUAAAGGAGGCGGUCGAUACAACCAAAACCCUCCUGCCUCCAGUUCACAUUUCAAGAAAACGAAGAGGCGCGGACAGCAAAGGAACAUUCGAGCCGACUCCCACUGAGUCAGACAAGGUGUGCAUCUGUGCGUUCGACAGAGUCACUCACGAUGCGUGGCCUUGCCAUCCGAAGAAUGUUUGGCAGAACACCACAUGUCAGUUCUGUGACGACCACAUGUUUUGUCAGAAGUAUUCAAAGAACGGCGAACGGCAGAAUGCGCCAUGCCUUUGUGGGAAUGGCGAGGCUUUUUGCAUGAGAUAUGAUCGGAUGGCGAAGUUAUUGAAUUUGUGGGAAUUCUUCACGGAAGUGGAAAAGGUUACGAACAUCUCAGGCGACGAGAUUGAGGCACUGGGAUUCGGGGAUUCAGCUGAUUGUUUGGCGUAUGGAAGGUCAGGAGAUCCACUUUGCGGCGACUCGAAGUAA
Messenger RNA from Cooperia oncophora, 765 nucleotides. Lineage: Eukaryota; Metazoa; Nematoda; Chromadorea; Rhabditida; Trichostrongylidae. The record is from the annotation of a GenBank genome assembly.